GUUUAUUCAUUAUAUUGUGGCGAGCACCGAAGAUUUUAUGUAGAGUUGUUAGAACAAAAAAAGAGAGAAAAAUAAAAUAAUCUUGUAGAUAUGAUCUGAUCGUAAUGAAAUAAACAUAAAGAGUCAAAUCCAUGUGCGUUUGAGUUGUUCCUACAUGAUCACUAAUUGAUUAAUCAUUAUCUACACGUAAUAACAAUUCUUACAUAAUAAUCGUUGAAGAAUAUUAUAUCCAAACUGUCCAAUACUUUUAACUUUCUAUAAUACAACUCCGAUUCCUGCAUAUUCAUUUUCAUCGCCAUCUACCUGUCUUCACUAUUCCGAACAAAACAAGAAUGGAAUCUCUCAGAUUUGCUACCCAGAUCAGCACUCCGGUGGCCGAGUUUCCGGCAACUCGCCGCGGCCUUGGUCGAAACCGGGUCGGGUUCAGAAUAUCCGCGCAGGCUGAGGCUGCGGAGCCUGAUCUCAGUGUGACGGUCAAUGGGUUGAAGAUGCCGAACCCGUUCGUCAUCGGGUCGGGUCCUCCCGGCACCAACUAUACUGUCAUGAAGCGGGCCUUCAAUGAAGGCUGGGGCGCUGUAAUCGCCAAAACGGUAUCACUGGAUGCUUCAAAAGUUGUAAAUGUGACCCCUCGAUAUGCCAGAUUACGGGCUGGAGCAAAUGGAUCCCCCAAAGGGCAAAUCAUAGGCUGGCAAAACAUUGAGCUCAUAAGCGACCGGCCCCUAGAAACUAUGUUGAAAGAAUUUAAACAGUUGAAGGAAGAGUAUCCAGACAGGAUACUUAUUGCUUCAAUCAUGGAAGAAUACAACAAAGCUGCGUGGGAGGAGCUCAUUGACCGAGUUGAGCAAUCUGGAAUUGAUGCUUUUGAAAUCAAUUUUUCAUGUCCUCAUGGGAUGCCAGAGCGUAAAAUGGGCGCUGCUGUUGGCCAAGAUUGUGCACUUCUGGAAGAAGUUUGUGGGUGGAUUAAUGCCAAAGCAACUGUUCCCGUUUGGGCAAAGAUGACUCCAAACAUCACGGACAUCACGCAGCCAGCCAGAGUGUCUCUGCAAGCUGGAUGCGAAGGGGUUGCUGCAAUCAACACAAUCAUGAGUGUCAUGGGAAUUAAUCUCGACACUUUGCGCCCAGAGCCUUGUGUAGAGGGAUAUUCAACACCCGGAGGCUAUUCAGCAAAGGCAGUCCAUCCUAUUGCACUUGCAAAAGUGAUGAGCAUUGCACAGAUGAUGAAGAAAGAAUUUGCAGAUAAAGAUCUCUCACUUUCUGCUAUUGGAGGAGUUGAGACGGGGAAUGACGCAGCAGAGUUCAUACUUCUUGGAGCCAACACAGUUCAGGUCUGCACGGGCGUGAUGAUGCAUGGAUACGGUCUCGUUAAGACACUUUGCUCUGAGUUGCAGGAAUUCAUGAAAAAGCAUAACUUUACAUCUUUAGAAGAUUUCAGGGGGGCAUCGCUCGACUAUUUCACGACCCACAUGGAUUUGGUGGCAAGGCAACAAGAAGCCAUUCGCGAAAGGAAGGCUACCAAGAAAGGGUUGCAAUCUGAUAGAGACUGGACAGGCGAUGGGUUUGUGAAAGAAUCCGAGAGCAUGGUAUCAAACUGAUGAAAUGUGAAUCUUUGUCUCUGUAUGUCUGUAUCUGUAUCAACAAAAAUUUCAAUAAUGGAGAGAGCUCAAGUUGUUCUUAAA
Salvia miltiorrhiza (redroot sage) is the source of this 1676-nucleotide messenger RNA. Its product is annotated as dihydropyrimidine dehydrogenase (NADP(+)), chloroplastic. The record is from RefSeq and is a predicted model, not a curated record. The transcript has 7 exons. Gene Ontology annotation, cellular component: cytoplasm. Gene Ontology annotation, molecular function: dihydropyrimidine dehydrogenase (NADP+) activity; iron-sulfur cluster binding; NADP binding. Bases 333 to 1592 code for a protein of 419 amino acids. Lineage: Eukaryota; Viridiplantae; Streptophyta; Magnoliopsida; Lamiales; Lamiaceae. Gene Ontology annotation, biological process: thymine catabolic process; uracil catabolic process.